CGCGCUCCCGGGCACCGAAGCCGCUCGGCUAUUUUCGCCACCCGUUCUCGGUGCGGCGCCGAGGCGCUGCGUUCGCUUAGGGGCCCGUGUGGCGACUGACUGACAGGAGUGAGCGCCCCUGGAGCUUCCAUCCUAGGACCCCGGGAACGAAGAGAGAUAUUCCAUUUCUGAAUGUACACUAUGGAUGACGACAGCCAAGAUGAACUGAUUAAUGUAAAUGCAGCACUGGGAAAAGAAAGAGGAAAGCGAGAAGUUGUUUCCAUUUUCAGUGAUGAAGAGGAAUCUGGUAGCGAAGAUGAUGUAGAUGAGGAUGGUACAGACGAUGAUGAUGAUGAAGAUGGAGAAGAGGCAGAAGAUGAUGACUUAGAUGAUGAGGAAGGUGACGAGGAUGACGAAGGGGAUGAAGAUGAGGAGGCAGAGGAAGACAAUGAUGAUGAUGAUGGGGCAAUUGAAGGAGACGACACAGAGAAGGCCAGUUCUGGAGGGAAGUGGGGAAGCAACUCUGAUGAGGAGGCUGAAAACUGCCCGAUCUGUCUGAAUACUUUCCGGGAUCAGGCAAUUGGAACUCCAGAAAGCUGUGCACAUUACUUUUGCCUUGAUUGUAUCCUCGAAUGGGCAAAGAAUGCCAAUUCAUGCCCUGUUGAUCGAAUCCUCUUCAAACACAUCUGUGUUCGCACACAUUUUGGAGGGACAGUUUUAAAGAAGAUUCCACUCCAGAACCCUGAUAAAGGCAAUGAAGAGGAGGAAGAGGAUGUGACAAACUGUGAGGUGUGUGGACGAAGUGACCGGGAAGAUAGCCUUCUCCUCUGUGAUGGUUGUGAUUCGGGAUACCAUUUGGAUUGUCUCACUCCCGCCCUUGAUACUGUUCCAGUAGAAGAAUGGUUUUGUCCAGAAUGUGCUGUUAACAAUCCCACAGAUGAUGUUGAGAUUGAUGAUGAAGAGGUUGCCUUCCUUGUUGCUGAUGCAGCGCAAGAACCCACUACUUCCCGGUUACGUCCAUCUGCCAGAAGAACCCGUGCUAUAGCAAGGACUCGUCAGAGUGAAAGGGUUCGGGAAAAUGUAAACCGGAACAGGAUUACCCGUGCACAUCAAAUCGAGCAUGUACCACAGUACCUGAUGAAUGCGAGUCUGCUGGAUGAAACUAUUGAAACAGUCGUCGCAGGCUUAAACACAGCCGUGUAUCAUCGGCCCCUCACUCCACGAACUCGAAGCACAAAGAAACGUAGAAAAAGAACAGGUAAAAAGAAGAAAAGGUUUGGAGCAAAGAAACCUCUCAGCAAAACCAGCCUGACAUCUGGAACUAAGGUCAGCGGAAAGCGAAAGCGUAGGAGAAAAGUGAAGAGAAGGAGGGGAAUGAAGAAGGCGAUUAAACCAAGUGUCACAGCACGCUCACGCAUUGCAAAGAAUCUUGGCCUUGGUAAGCCCGUAAAUGGGAUUUCAGUUCCUUCCAUGUACAGGCCACUGGAGCCUUCCCUGAGGACUAUGCGAACAGAUAUUGGAGCAGCUUCAUUAUCUGUGUAUGGUGAUCCCAAUGACCUGGAUCCUUUUGAAAGUGCUGCUGAACCUUUGGACAGGGAAACUUCAAGUCCCAGGUCCCCUCUUAGCAACAAAAGAAGAAUUCUCUCCCGCUCAGCCCUGCGGUCUCAUCGGCCAGUAGCCCGACCCAUCUCUGUAAAAAUCUCAAGGAAUGGAAGAUUUCCAGUUGUUGCCCAGGAGGCAGAACCAGAAGCCACAUCUGUACCAGAUGUGCUAGGAAGUAUCCUAGCAGGACAGGAUGUCUUACUGAUGGACAGUUCCGAUGUUGUGAUCAAUAGGGAUGGAACACUAAAGCCUAAAGAUCGAGGGCAACCUGCAAAAUUGACGUCAAGUAGUAGCAGAACUGGUGAGACUUCUGGUAGAUGUUCAUCGACAAGUGCUUGCAUCUCAGGGAACUCUGUAAGCACCUUGAAAGAGGAUCAGGAAACUGCUGGCCUCACUACACCUGCAAAACAUGUCUUGGGUACAUUGCCAUCUACAUCUGGUUUAACAUCUAAGCCGAGGCAACAAACAGCAUCCAGCAAUCCAAGACCUGCCUUUUCGGGAACAUUUACUCCAAUGCCUGAAAUAUCAAUUGGCCCCAGGCCAGGUGAAUCUGUGUCUUUGCUCAAUACACAACGGACGGGAGCAUUUAAUAAAAAUGUUGGGGAUGGUCAGAAGAGCACCAGUGGCUUUACACCUUUCAAAUGGUUAAAUAGUGUCUCCAAUUUGCAUUUCAAAAACAAUAUGGGCACACUGAAUAGAGUUCCACCCAAGCCACCUAUUAGGAGACUUGAUAUAUCAGAAUUUCCUAGGAUACCAAAGAUCAAGAACCAAACUGGUAGUUUAGGGUUGCAAACUGGUAACAAACAAAACAAUGGAAUAUCUCGAGCCUGUACAAACAGACUCGCAGGCAAUGAACAGGAUAGCCAGACCAUAAAUCCUAUGGAAUUUGGAAAUAGCGAAAAGAAUAUUGAGAGACCUGUCCAGCAGAGACAUCAAUCUUCUACCACUACAGGUUCAGCUGGCUGUUCCAGUACUUUCCAAGAAAAACUCCGAGCUCAAGACUUAGUAUCCAGCACGUCUGGACAGGGCUGUACAAAAGUGACAAGUAGCACUGGUCAUUUAACUAGGUUGCCUAAGUUGGAUGCCUAUGACCCAUUUGAACCCACGGAUGACGAAGUUCAACAUUGUAGCAAAAGAGACAAGAAUAUUUCACGAUUGCAACUCACUAUAAAAAAAGAAAUAGAUGAGAUAUAUGAUCCUUUUGAUCCCACUGGUUCUGACCCGUCUUCAUCUAGUUCCACUCCUGAUAGGAAUGAGUUAAGAUCUGAGGGUGAAUCUCCGUUGCCCAGCCCUGGUAAUGACAUUUCUGAAGGCGAUGAGCAGGUAACUAAUACGUUAAAUCAUUACUUUAAUGCUGAUACUGUACAGCUGUCUUGCGCACAGCAAACAGAGCAUUGUAAAAUCAAAUCUGAAGCUCUGACAACAGAAAAACCAACUGACAGUUCUGAUGGUUGUAAAUCUCUGUUCUCUGAGGCAGAAGCUAUUAUUGAACCUCAGGCUAAUAUUGAAGACGAGGAUAUGAAAUUGGGUGUAGAACCUGAUGCGAGGAAGUGGGACAAUACACACACAAACCGAGCAUGUUGCAGCUUUCCAACAUCUUCUGAAGACAAACCCAAGCCUGAACAGCAGACAGUAAAUACAGACAGUGAUGUUAUUAUUUCUUGUGUAUACUCUGAUGGGGGCACUUUGCAAGCUGUCAACAAGAUUGUUCCCACUUGUGUGAGAACUGAUGCAGAUACUUCAUCAGAAAAUGAACUAAGAAAAACAGUGAAUAAAAAGCUCCACACUAAAUCAAAGGUUCGCUCAAGGUCACGAUCGAGAUCAAGUUCCCACAGCCACCACAAAUGCAAGAGCUCAGUAUCCGAAGAACUCAAGGGCUACAGAUCAAGAUCAAGAUCAAAGGAACGGAAGAAGUUGAGGUCACGCUCAAGAGAACGACGGAGAUCAAAAUCUAGGUCAAGGUCUCGCUCCAGCAGCUCCGAGAAGUUUAAAAGACGGAAACCUAAACUGGAUAGGAGCAAGGAAAAAAGAAGACGACGUUCCAGAUCAAGAUCUCGAGAAAGGAGGUCGGGCAGUUCUUCCUCUGGUGCGUCUACAGACAGUCACAAGAGAAGAAGGAAAAUUUCAGGAUCAAGGGACCACAAAGGCUCCUCCAGGCACUUUUGGAGCAACAGUGAGAAAGGAAAAAGAAAGCAGUACCGACGGGAGCAAAGCCGGGAAUUGUAUGAUAGACGGAGCAGAAGAUCGACCUCCUGGUCCAGGGAGAGAAGACGUUCGAGAUCAUGGUCUAGAUCCAGAGAUAGGAAAAAAAUUUGGCCUAGAUCUAGGGAGAAGAUAAGGUCCUGGUCCCGAUCUAGUUCAAGAGAAAGGAGAUCAUGGUCUAGAUCUAGCUCUCGGGACAAGAGAAGGUCGCGAACGAGGUCAAGUUCCAGAGAGAAGAGAAAGUCAGCCAGGGCUAGGGAAAAGAGAAGAUCAAGGACUCGAUCUAGAUCCAGGGAAAGAAGAAAACCAAGAACUCGAUCAAGAACCCGUUCAAGGUCCAAAGACCAGAGUAGAUCAAGAUCAAGAGAUAGGUGCUCGCAAUCCAAAUGGCAAUUCACAGAAUUAGAGAGGAAACAAACUUUCUUUCAAGAAAAAGUUAAAUUUGGUGAGAAGGAUCAAGAGCAAAAGAAAGCUUCAACUUACAGAAAUUAUGAGCCUUUGGAGAGGGAAGCCUCAGUAAAGAAACUGCUUAUUUCUUGUAGUUCUCAAAGCUUGCAGGAAGGUAACUUUAUACCAGUUGUUCAGAGCACAUCUUGUUCAGUAACCAUUAAAGAGGAAUCAACACCAUACAUUGACAAAGUACAGGAAGAAGCAAACCAGAAAGAACUUUUUGAGCAGGACAAGGACUCCAACUGCAAAAGUGAGGGCUUAGGAGAAGAUAUUCCUGAUGUUUUUGUUGGAGUUGACCACAUUUGGGAAAGUAAUGACUCCAGCACAAACCCGGCCAAAACAAUAAUAAAAAGUCCCAGUGUUGUGCCUGAGUGUCUCCAUAUCAAAAGUCCUUGUUACCAAGAGCCUGCUGUUUCAGAUGAGGUUUCUAUUCCCCUAAUAUGCCUGGGCAAACAGGAGGAGAUCCCACUUUUGUCAGUAAAUGAAGAAGUAGCUUUGGAACCUGAAGCUGAACCUUUUCAAGUACAUUCACCAGCUAAAUCUGACACACUUUUACCUAUUAUUGAGAGUUCAACCACUGCUGAUUCAGUGGUACCAGUGGAAGAUCAAGAAGAAUCUGUGGACACGAGUACGGUUGAGGAACCACAAAGCUCCAGCACUCCGGUUAAUGAGGCAGUGGCUUUAUUUAAGAACGAACAUCCAGAGAGCUGUGCAACAGAUACAUGCCCCCAGAAGGAUGAACCAACCCAUGAGACUGUGUCAGCUGGCCUUGGUUCAAACAGUGCAAAUAAGCAAGAAGAAACACAAAGUGACGUGAUUGGAAAUGACUCAUCAGAGAGAAAGCUAGAAUCGAUGAAAACAGAGAGCAAUAGGGAGUGUGAGGAAAUCCCCCUCCUGGAAUCAACAGAGCCUAUGAAAGCCAAGACUGAGAGUGAAACAGGUUUACAAAGCACUGUGGUGAAAACCAAACCCCUUGUCAAGAGAGUGACUUGGAACCUGGAGACAGAGGAGAAGGAUGAGACUACCUCUGGGAAGCCUGCAAGGACUCCAUUCUACAGGACACAGAGAUUUAACAAAGAAAGCAUCUGGAAAGCUCCAGAAACAAGUCAACCACCAAAUCAGGUGCCGAUGUUCCAGCCUCCAGCAGCAAAUUUUAUGAUUCCUCCUCCAAUUUUUCCUGGUCUGUUUCCACCUCAGGCAUUUAACCAAGUCAACAUGCCACCACCACCUUUUAUGCCACCUUUCCCACCACUACAUCCACCUCCCUAUGCACCAGUCAGCCAGCCUACAGUUCCGUACAUCGUGCAAGGGAAUAUCCCACUGAUUGGCUCCACUGCUGUGCCUCCAUUACUCCCACAGCCCACUUACCAAACUGCUGCUCCUGCCCCUGUCCCUGUCCCUAUCCCUGUCCCUGCCCCUGUCCCUGUCCCUGCCCCUGCCUCUGCUCUUACUCUUACUGCUACUCCUGUUCCUGCUAAUUUGGCUGCUGAAACACAAGUGGUGCAAACAGAAGGAAACCUGGACACCGAAAACAAAUCCAAUGAAGACAAAGCUCAAAAUGAGAAUUAUAUAAAGAAACUCCAUGUGCAGGAGAGGGCUGUCGAAGAAGCCAAAUUAGCUUUAAAGCCCUAUUACCAGAGUAAAGAGAUCACCAAAGAAGAGUACAAAGAGAUACUACGGAAAGCAGUGCAAAAGAUCUGCCACAGCAAGAGUGGUGAAAUUAACCCGGUCAAAGUUGCUAACCUUGUGAAAGGUUAUGUAGAGAAAUACAAACACAUCAGGAAAUACAAGAAAGGAGCAGAGGGAGAAAGCAGCAAAGAAACAGAGGCAAAGCCGGAAGCAAGCUGAAAUGCAUGAAACCUGCAAGGACAAUACCAACUUUGGUUCAUUGUACGGUUUCUCCUGUGAAUGUGGAGGACACUCCAAGACCAAUUCAAACAGGGCAAUGUUGGCUGCAGCACCGAGACACUUUAUAUUUCAUGGUAUCGUCAGUCAAUGUAUAAAUGCACCUGGGAGAAAGGAAAAAAAGGCUAGAAGAUCUUCAACUGGAACCUUCCUGCCUGUUCUCUUUUCUUUUGUACAAUAGAACAAAAUUUCACACUGUGACUGUCUAUCCUGCCAUGAAUCCGGUUUAUAGACAUUGUUUGCCUUUAGCAUAAUGUUCCUUUACUUAAGAUCAAUUGAAUACUUGAAGCUCCGUUUAGUCAGUCUGAUUGUGCCUAUAAAAGGUAAAAGUCUAAAUAACUCGGGUUUAUAAAACAUUGGUCACUUUUUUCAAACAGUCUUUCUAUUUUUUAGGUUACUCGUUUCUGGGUAAAUCAUAACAUAUUUUGGCUUAUCAAAAUCUGCAAAAAGGAUCAUCAGUGCUCUAAACUGCUUGUCAUAAAUUAUAAUUUAAAAGCCAUAUUUGCAUCUUUUAUUGCUGUAAAUAAUAUUCAAAUAAUUCAUUUGUCAGAGAAAUGGAGUGUUUUUUUUCCUCCCCCUGCCCCCCCACCCCCCUCCAGUAUGAAUAAUUAUGGGUUUGUGAUGAUAAAAUGCACUGUAAAUGGUAUUCAUCCUGGGUUUAUUCUUUCUGUUUGCCCUGUGCUUGCACAAACCCUGACUAAAGUUAGAAUAACAAUGCACAGAAACCCCAUGCUAAACACUGAUCCCAAAUUUCUUGCGACUUAACGGAAAUAGUCACCUGUUGCUUUAACACAACAGGAAAUGGUCCUGGGACUUCAUAUUUUCGUAACAUUAGAAUCACAGGAACAAGAGGAGACCAGUCAGCUCCUCAAGUCUGUUACUGAGAAACAGGAGGAGGUCAUUAAGGCCCUCAGACUUAUCGCACAGGAACAGAAGGAGGCGAUUCAUCCCUUGAGCCUGUUACACAGGAGCAGAAGGAGGCAGUUCAGCCUGUCAGGCCUGUUACACAGAAAUAGUAAGAGGCCACUUAGCCCGUUAAGCCUGCUACACAGGAAUAUGAAGCCACUCGUGGCUGAUCUAGAUCUCAACUCCAUUUACAUGCCAUUGUUUCAAGUCCUUCAAUACCCAAACCCCAAAAACAUCAUAUCUCUCAGUCUUGAAGGCUCAAAUUGUUGCCCAGCUUCCACAGCUUUUUGGGACAGAGUUUCCAGAUUUCUACAACUCUUAUCAUGUUCUCUGAAUAUAGCAUUUUUUAAAUUAUCUCAGGAUGUGGUCAUUAUUUUUUACUCAUGCCCUGACAACUGAGUGGCUUAAUUGUCAGCCAUAUUGUGUGGGACUGGAGUCAUGUGUCAGCUAUGGGAUGAUAGGUUCCUUUCCCUGAAGGGCAUUAGUUAACCAAAGCAAAGUACUGCAGAUGCUGCAAAUCUGAAAUAAAAGCACAAAAUGCUGGAAAUACUCAGCAGGUCUGGCAGGCUCAGUAGAGAGAGAAACAGAGUUAAUGUUUCGGGAAUGACUUACAUUGGUGACUGCUCACAAAUGACCUUUCCUCAUUGGUGAACCAGUUGGAUUUUUCAUGGUUAUUUUAAGAGUGCCAGCCCAUAAAUUACUAGUUUGUAUUUAAAAUCGACAAAGCAAAUGGAAUAGUUGAUUUAAGUCCAACAUUUAUUUUGCUAGCUAUAUCUACUGUAAACUUUAACUGGUUCAGAAUUCUACUCUUUUCAUCUCUUCUGCACUAACUUCUGACAUGCCUAUUGGCACGUUGGUUGUACAACCAGGUUUUUUAGGGCUUCUAUACCAACUCCCUCACUGCCUGCUCAGUGUCUACUUCCACUUCUCUGUGAAGGGCCUGGGAUCAUUUUUCUACAUUCAAGGCCCUUUAUCAAUGGAAAUUGAUUGUAUUGUCCACAUUGCUGAACGUUUGUUACACUAGAGAUUUUCUGUUUCGAAAUAUGAGCUUUUUGCCAUUUUCCAUCUUUUUAAGGGAAAACAAGAUUAGUCUGUUUAACUGUGAAGGUAAAUUUACAAAUCUUUUCUGAUUGCUUAUAAGUCAGGCAACAAGAGAUGUCUAUUAUUUUAAAGAGAUGUAAAAUCAAAGUAAAUGAGCAAGAUUUUACUUUAGAAAGCCCAAUAUUGAUUGUUUAUCUGGGGUUAACCUCUGAAUUAUACCUACUGUGUUCAACUGAUCACUGAAGGCUUUAAUCCCGCUGAAAACACUUCUCUGCCUCACUGUGGGCAUUGCAUUUUAUGGAAAUUUAUUUGUUUUCAGCAUGCAUUACAUUUUCUAAUUUUUCACAUUCAAAUGGUUUUGAUCCAGGUGUAAUUGGGAGAUUUUUCUAAUGGAGAAUUCAGUGGGAUGAAGCAUCUAAUAAGACUCUCUUGCUGUUUAACUAGUUCUUAUAUACUUUUGUCUAAUUGGGUUUUUUUUCUGUUAAAAGAUGCUGUGUACCUGACGGUACAAUGGCUAGGUGCCCAGCACUGGAGGGUCAGUUUCUGACCUGUCCAGAGUUAGCUGACCUCAGUUAGAGCUAGGGUUGGUGUCCACUGAUCAGGCAGAAAAAGAAAUAAGCAGGUCUGAGUUUCUGCUCUUGAUCACUGGGUGAGGACAGGAUCAGAGGCAGCUGUGAUUGAAUAGCCCACCAACAGACAUCUUCUUGGUGAAGAAUGGCCACUUCAGACUUACAGGAGAGUUUAGAACUAUCCCUCAACAUACAGAGAGGUAUGAGGUGACCCUAGGAUGUUGGCUGAUUACUUGCCAUCUCCAAACAAUGAUAAGUUAGCUACUACAAAUGCUCCAUCAAUUGAGUUCAAAUCCGCCAGGUGAAACGCUGAAGUUGUGUAGUGCUCUCAUUUGAGUUGGAAGCUACUGUAUACAGUUUUGGUUAGUGGAAUGUAAAAGGGGUGCCAAGACUUUAGAGAUGGUGCAACAAAGUGGCUAAUCCUUGGUGUUGGCUAAAUGAUCUAUGAAAAAUAACCAGAUUGGCUUGUCCUUGGAAGCUGGGAGCUCUGUUGCUGUAAUUUACUGUUUAUAGAUUUACCAACACCGAGUGAUGAGGUUUUGGGACUAUCAGCUUUCUCUGUGCACUUAAAAAAAAUUGCCAUCCUUAGCGAGCUUGCUUAAUUUUAAGUCCCUGAAUAUCCCACAUCAGGAACACACAGUAGUGAACUAGGAGCAAAAGACUUCAACAGUAGUCUGAUCAGACAGUUCUGAGUGAGUUGCAAACUAUUUUUUCACAUGUUUGAAAAAGAAAAAGAAUCAAAGUAUCUUAACAGUCCUGGAAUUUGCUUUCUUAUUUUCACUCAUGGUGUAGGGAAUUCGCAAUGUGGGCAAUUGAGGCAUUUAAAAUUUUUACCUCCAAUAAUUUUGCAUACAUAGAUUCGUCGUUCACUGCUUAGGACUUGGCCAUUGUGUGUGAAAACAAACUUUCAGUAGAAUUUUCAACAUUAUCUACGUUUACUUUGAUUCAUUGUUAAGGAGUGGUUUGAGUUUCAAAAUGUUGAAAGUGUUGAUUUAAAUUCCAACAGCUGUUAACCCAGACAUCGAUUACAAUUCUUUAUGUCC
This is a messenger RNA of Carcharodon carcharias (great white shark), 9697 nucleotides long. RefSeq names its product PHD and ring finger domains 1 (gene phrf1). Bases 172 to 6081 code for a protein of 1969 amino acids. Lineage: Eukaryota; Metazoa; Chordata; Chondrichthyes; Lamniformes; Lamnidae. The transcript has 18 exons. The record is from RefSeq and is a predicted model, not a curated record.